This is a messenger RNA of Abrus precatorius (Indian licorice), 884 nucleotides long. RefSeq lists its product as uncharacterized. NCBI's taxonomy places the organism in Eukaryota, Viridiplantae, Streptophyta, Magnoliopsida, Fabales, Fabaceae. The record is from RefSeq and is a predicted model, not a curated record. The coding region runs from base 9 to 884 and encodes 291 amino acids. The transcript has a single exon.
ACACCACCAUGAAAACCCAUCAUCAACCAAAGCUGAAAACCCAACUAUUCUCAUGUGGUUUCUUUCGCCACUGUACUCAAAGCGUUCAUAGCCCCACAGGUAACACCCCACCCCCACCCCUUCCUCUCACUCCCCCUCGCUUCCAAUGCGAAUCUUCAACCUCUUCCUCUUCUUCCCAAUCACAAAGCUUCACCCAGUGGCAGUGGAGAUUCUCACCAACCAAAAACACAAACACUGUAACCACUCCACCACCACUACAAAUCCAUAACCUCCAAGAACUCUUUCACGUGUCAGAACUCCAACUGACCACAGACCCAAACAGCGCACUCCACCUUCUAGAACGUUCUCUCGUACCCAACCCUCCGCAAGAACAACCACCCUGCCCUCCCAAUCUCAUGCGAGCCCUUAUCCGCAACCUCACCCACGCCACUAAGAUUCUCUUUGCGCUUUGCUUGUCUCACACUAACCGCCGCGUCGCAGUUGAGGCCGGCGCGGUCGGCGCCGUUGUCGAGUCGGCGACCGAGCUCGAUGGCGCGCCGGCUGAGAGGGCUCUGGCAGCGUUGGAGCUCAUGUGCACGGUUCCCGAGGGUGCUGCGGAGGUUAGGGCCCACGCGCUUUCUGUGCCGGUGAUGGUCACCAUGAUGGGAAAGACCGGGGCGCGCGGGAAGGAGUACGCCAUCGGAGUGCUGGCGGUGAUUUACGGCGGCUCGGUGACGGAACAGCUCACAGCGCCGCCGGAAGAGGUGGCGCGUGCGGUGGAGCUGGCGCUUCAAGGGGAGUGUAGCGCGAGGGGGAGGAGAAAAGGGGCACAGUUGUUGAAGAAGCUGAAGCAAUUAUCUGAGGCUGAAAUUGAAGCUGAGGCUCACUCUCUGAACGCAAAUUGA